Messenger RNA from Drosophila rhopaloa, 1461 nucleotides. Its product is annotated as putative serine protease K12H4.7. The record is from RefSeq and is a predicted model, not a curated record. The transcript is spliced from 7 exons. The coding region runs from base 1 to 1461 and encodes 486 amino acids. Gene Ontology annotation, molecular function: dipeptidyl-peptidase activity; serine-type exopeptidase activity. NCBI's taxonomy places the organism in Eukaryota, Metazoa, Arthropoda, Insecta, Diptera, Drosophilidae. Gene Ontology annotation, biological process: proteolysis.
AUGAAGUUGCUAUAUUUUGCUGUGCAAAUUAUAUUUUUGUUGCCAAGUUUUUUGGCAAUUUUUAAUCCUUAUAAACGAAACUUGGAAUUGCUUAACCUGGAACCCAUCUCAGGGUCUUAUACAAAAAACGAAGAAGCUUCUGUUGAGGAACUUUGGUUGGAUCAAAAGGUUGACCAUUUUGAUGUAAAAAACAAUCAAUCUUGGAAAAUGCGGUAUUUUCGCAACGCCAAGUAUCACAGCCCUCAAGGACCUAUCUACAUAUUUGUGGGAGGUGAGUGGACCAUCAGCCGAGGACUAAUGAGCACUGGUUUAACACACGACAUGGCUGUCGAAAAUUCUGGCAUGCUUUUCUACACCGAACAUCGCUAUUAUGGACGGAGUUUGCCCUUUGGAAAACAGAGUUUUCAAAUGCAUCACCUCAAGCAACUAAAUCUUCAUCAAUCUUUAGCUGACUUGGCUCACUUCAUACGCCAUCAAAAGGCGAAAAACGCCGAAAUGAGAGACUCCAAAGUCAUUUUGGUUGGAGGCUCUUAUUCGGGCAGCUUGGUGGCCUGGAUGACUCAACUGUAUCCAGAUUUAAUAGCUGCCAGUUGGGCUUCCAGUGCUCCAUUAUUGGCCAAGGAGGAUUUUUAUGAAUACAUGGAAUUGGUCAGCAGUUCUAUUCAAUUAAGCUAUGGUCAUAAUUGCUCAUUACAAAUUGAAAAAGGCUUUAAUUACUUGGAUAAGUUAUUUAAUGAUCAUUCAAUCAAGGAGCUACUUCAUAAAUUCAAUGGCUGCGAGGAUUACAAUCCCAAUGAUCCCCUGGAUAAGGCAGCUUUCUUCAAUGGGCUGGGCAAUUAUUUUGCUUUGGUGGUGCAAAGUUAUAGUGCUUAUAUACCUCGCCUUUGCGAGACUUUAAUGUCACUAAAUUCCAAUGAUGAAGUGGCGUUCGUAAACUUCUUGGAACUACUGUAUUCAGAAGGCAGUCGCUUCAGUGAUUGCCAGGACUUUGGCUACUCAUCCAUGCUACAAAUAUUCCGUGAGGAUACAGAUCAAAGUUCCGAAACUCGUGCAUGGUUCUACCAAACCUGCAAUGAAUUCGGCUGGUACACCACCACGAAGUCGAACUCCUCUUCGUCUGCCGCCUUUGCCAAUCAGGUGCCCUUGUCCUAUUUCGAAAAACUCUGCCACGAUGCGUUUGGAGCGGAGCAGACUGCCCAGAAAUUGGCCCAGGGCGUUGAGCAGACGAAUAGAAAAUUCGGCGGAUACGGCUUCAAUCAGAGCGAGCGUUAUGCACAGGUAAUAUUCACGCAUGGCCAGUUGGAUCCGUGGCGUGCUCUGGGCCAGCAAACGGGCAACCAGGCCUUUGUCCUGACGGGCUACUCGCAUGUGGAGGAUUUGGCCAGCAUCCGAGUGACGGACAGCGUGCAGAUGAAUCUGGCCAAGCUGCGUGUGAUGUCCUUCCUGCGACGCCACUUAUGA